AUGAGCGACACUCCUCAGGAUUCGCACGCCGCCGAGGCAGUCAAGCAAGCCGAGAUCGAGGCCCAGGGUAAGGGCAAGGGCAAGGCGACCGACCUGGACAUGAUGGAAGAGGACGACGAGGAGGAUUCUGAGGAGGGCGAGGUGCGUUGCUGAAAAUGAAACAAGCCAGAGCCACGUUGCUGAUUUUCUGAUUAGGGAGAAGAUGGCGAGGGUAAGAGCAAGAAGCGCUUUGCGAGAACGCGCAUGCACUGACAUGGCUGCAGGCGAGCCGGAGGAGGCUGACGAGGACAACAUGGAGGAGAUCGACAUGGACAACAUCGUCAGCAGUCGCACGCGCGGCAAGAACAUCGACUACGCCGAGGCCGCGAAGAACAUGGAGGCGGAGGAGGACGAUGAGGACGACGACGAGGAUUUCCAGGAUGAUGAUGCCAUGGAGGACUAG
Lecanosticta acicola is the source of this 442-nucleotide messenger RNA. Lineage: Eukaryota; Fungi; Ascomycota; Dothideomycetes; Mycosphaerellales; Mycosphaerellaceae. The record is from the annotation of a GenBank genome assembly.